Molecule: messenger RNA, 5821 nt
Organism: Lates calcarifer (barramundi perch)
Lineage: Eukaryota; Metazoa; Chordata; Actinopteri; Centropomidae
Product: cdc42 effector protein 3
Exons: 3
Coding region: 3144-3767 (207 amino acids)
Source: RefSeq, a predicted model, not a curated record
UAAUUAUAUACUCAAUCCUGCAAAAAAGCUGAAAACACAAAAGGCAUUUUGUAUGUCUGUGGGCACAACAAACAGAUCAAAACAAGUACAAGACUCUGUAAUAGCACAAAAUUACCAUUAUAUAACAUAUAUAUUAUGGAAGUGGAUUAUUGCCUUUGACUGUUGAGAAUGGCAGGAGAUUGGGACCAGAUAUAGUAUUUCACACCCGUAACCCACCAGAAUUCCUCUAAAAACUCAAAGCUCUAAGAGUUAAACAGAUGCUGUUAUUUCUUGGCUGAGGUACAUUUUAGGGCAAAGUCCUCAGCUCAUUUGUAAAUGGUUAACAAUAAAGGAUUGUGCUUGAAGGCAAAGAAGCAAGCAAUUCCCGUUGUAUCUCUCCAUUAAAUCUCAAGCCAAUUCUCCUCCUUACUGUGUUGAACCGGAUGCGACCUGACUGUGUUGAUUAGAGGCUACUGUAACACUGUUGUGUUCGAUGAGUCUGCACUUGGUGUUCAUUCACAACAUCAACAUCACACCUGGACUUUUCUCUGGUGUCAGAACUCUGUCAUGUGGCGGUCAUGCAACUGAGCGUCUACACUUCUUCUUAACAGCCAGACCGCCAAGUUUCUGUUGGAACGCCUUCAAAAAAGUUCGUCAUUGAGUCACAACGUUGGAGACAGUGAUGACAGUGGUGGGGUUGAUGACAAAUUCUAACUCAAAUGUUCUCACCAGCAUUGAUGAAAGGAUAUUACAAAGAGUAGCUACUGGAAACAAUUCUAGAGACAGUAACAGACAGAGUAGUGGACUGCCCAAUUGUCUUGUUUCAUGUUUUUCAUAAUUUGGGUAAUUCAGCUGAAUUUGCUGAGUACGGUAUGUCCUAUGUUUGUCGUCACUGAACAGUGUUUUCAUAUAAAAGAAUGAGACAGUGCUUGCUGUAAAUCUAGUCUAAAUGCUGCCUGUCUAAGGGCCUCGAUAAAGCGGAAGCUGGAAAACACACAACAAAGGGCCAGAAGAAUAUCCACCAAAGCCUCAGUUUGGGCUUCUAGCGCCAGUCAAAGCAAUAUCUGGAAAAACUUUUUAUCCUGCAACAACAAAAACACGCAGCAUCCCAGAUUUCAGGCCCAGGCAUAGCUGCAUCAAACCACACUGCCCGCUAUGGUCAGGCCUUAGAAAAGAGGCUUAUACAGAAAUCCAGCGAGGGCUAAACGCAUCGUACCAGAGGCUACAUCGCAUGACAACACAACCAACAGAGUGAGCCCAACCUCGGUCAGACAGCAGGUCUUGUGAGGUCAUUCCCAAAUACCGCAGAUAACACUAGCUCUUCGCCAUGAUUGUCUUCUAGCAUGAAAGAAGUUUUGUGGUCGUAGGUGGAAGGAGGAGGGGGUUUCUCAGAAGAGAGAUGUUCAGAAAUGUUCUGUUUCAGUCUUAAGUAAAUGUUAUGAUAAUUUCAUUUGCGUGAGUAAUUGUGUCUGGUCUUGCAGACUGUUCUGGCACUAGAGUGCAGAGUGGGAGAACAAGAGAGGAUCAGGCGGCACGCCUAUUGUUUAUUGGAUCAAUUUGAAAGGAUUGGAGGAGAAGGGGAAGAUAUGAUUUGUCCAUUUCCUUCACACCCUGCAUGUUUAAGUUUAGUGAACAAGGGGAAGCUUUGAGACUCUGGACAAAGGGAUCCACAGCCGUGUCCUCCUUUCUCCUGGAACACAGUGUUCAUUAUACGACUUGGAAGGAAUAUCAGAGCAUGACAGUGUGUUGCUGAUUUUAAUUUACUUUCUUUAAAACACAGGGACACAGAUCGUAGAAGAUUUAAUAGUUUAAAAAGGAAUAUUUCUAAACCAUAAGGCAACAAAGGGGCAUGAUCAAUAUAAGUAGCAGCAAUUACCGCCUGUGAAAGAACCCUGUCAUUUUUAACACAAAACAAAUUCCAUAGAGCUGUUGUGACACAGUUUCCCUUACUGUUUUAGUAUAGCAUUCCAACGGCAAAGACAACAUGCUGGAGGCGUGAGAAUUGGAAAUGCAACAAGUUAUCUCUCUUGUGCAACCCAGCAUUCCUGUCCAUACAUGUCUGUGUGCGAUAAUGUGCUUUGAUUACACAGAAAACCUAUAGGACUCCAGUCAGGCAGAAGGGCCUGUGGAGUGGGGUGGACUCAGAGGCUUUAGACAAGCGAACAGCAGGCAGGAAAUCAGGAAAGCAGCAGAGCAAAGGGACAAUGACAUGGAGAUUAGAGAUCAGUUAACCCCCUCCUCGGGGCGACUGUCUGCUCAUUGACUAUGACUUCCUUUUUUUUUUUUUUUUUUUUAACAUAAGCACACAUCUACACACACUCCCAGACACAAACACGACCUGUUGUGCACUCACUAACCUAUUCAAACUCAACUCCUCUUGUACUUCCCAACUCUCAAACACACAGACACACCAUUCAGCUCUUAAGGAAAUGAUCUGUGCAUCGCAGUGUUUCCCACAGCUUGCCAAUUGUCAGUAUCACAGGAAUUAAAUCAGAAGCUCCUGCAUUUCCUGCAGGUAAUGGGUGCAGCCAACCAAACAGCAGGGAUUACUUUAUCACUUCUGACUAAAAGGCCAACUCACGCCGCAAACAGGAUGAUAUCAUCUAACGGCUGGCAACCAUUCCAAAGUCGGAUGACAGCAAAUAUACACUAAGAAAGGCUUGAAAAAAAAAAACUGAGGCAAAGCCUCCACCUGGAUGCCUUAACACUCCUGUACUCUGACCUCACCUGUGCAAAGAAGACUUCACCAGCAACACACCUGGAGGGUUCUGCAAUGCAAGGGAGAGUUUACACUGGGAAGGAUUAGCAGAAGGAUCAAAUGUCCAGUGACUGAAAACACCCAUCUACGCAGUAGUAUGGGCAAAGGCUGUACAACCAUGGCUUCUCUGUAACAACUGAACAAGUCCAAUCAUGUCAAGGAACAGUUUGCCAGGGUGUGCAGGUAGACGCAGCCUAGUUUCCUGACAGAGACGUGUGUGCAUGUGUGGGAUUCAAAUAUCCUGUAUUUGCUAAGCAAGACAGAUGGCAUUAUGCUUUUAAGCUUCAGCACUUCCUAAGGAUUCACUGUUGAACAAAGGAGGAAAUACAAAAGGAUAGAAAGACUUUUCAAUAUAUAUAAAAAGGAUAAAAAACCAUUUAAGGCUAUCUCAAUCAAAUCUCCCAAGAUGCCACUGAGAACAUCGUCGUAUAGGAAGCCAUCCUCUGGUCGUUGGCCCAGCAGAAACUCCAAGCGCAGGGAGGUGCUGUCAGUAAACAUGAUCAGCCUGCCAUUGGCUGAUUUCCGCCACAUUACACAUAUUGGCAACGAUGCCCACACAGACAGCUUCGGAGACCUGUCCUUCUUGAAGAUGGGCCACAGCCUGCUCUUACAAAGUUCCCAGAGCGAGCAGAACCUCUUCAUGGCCUGCUCUCCACCGCCGAAACCCCCUCGUCUGAACCUGGAUGAGACAGAGGGUUCGGAGAGCCCCGACUGGUCUGUCGGCCACAAGCACAACACCUCCCAGAAGAGAAAGAAAUGUAACUCUAUGCCACUGCUGGACAGUGAAGAUGGAGAAGGACAAAUGGAAAAGGAGGAUGGGUGCCAAAGGGGGCAUAAUGCUGCUUAUUAUCAGAGUCACAGCCUUGGUCGGGGGAGCGUGAGUUCAGACAAGGAUGGAGACUUCACAGAAAUCUGUGACAAAACUGCUGGACAGCAAAUGGACGAGGACAGUGGCUUUUCAUUCAGCCUCGACCUGGGCCCUUCGAUCCUGGAUGAUGUUCUGCAGGUGAUGGACAAACUCCACAAUUAGACGUAGCAGCCAAGCACUACAGGAUGGCUUUACUAUGUGAAUGGAAUAUGGAAAAGAGAUCCUACUCAACUUGUUCUAGGGGACAAACUUCUGACUUUGUGGACAAACCAAUAUCCUACAGCGAUGUUAUUGUCCAAAUAAACCUGAAGUUAUCUGUUUCUAUGAUCUAAGAAUACUGAACAGAGACAAAUAAACUGUGGAGCGAACUGAUAGCACCUGUGUUUUAAUGGAGGUAAACUAGUUCACUGGAAAUGCUAGUGGACAGGAUAAAGAACUCUCUCUUCUUUCAUCAUUUCAGUAAAACAUUACUUAGGUGAAUCAGAUUCCAGCAAACUUUUAAGAUAAACAUCUUACUCUAAAGACAGACAGACAGUCAGAGAGUCAGUCAUUGUGUCCAUAAGACCCUGUGGUCCACAGCAUUUGUUAAAAAGUAAGACAACUACACAAAGUUAAUGUUCUCCUUAGAUUCACCCUUUGCAAAGGUAGAUACAAUCUUUGAGUUAAUCAUUGAACCCUUUCUGAUGUCAAACUCCAAGCUGGACAUUUUCACCUUUUACUUCCCUCUUUUGCUAGUGCAAUCCCCCAAACCACAGAGCACAGCGCUGGAAACGGCUGUUAAGACUUAAGAGUGUUGUGUUUAAGAAAAGAAAAGCUGCGGCUGGAAUCCAAGUUCCUCGAGCUGUGAUGUCUUGGCUCUUGGCGUGCUUGCCAAUCUAUUGUGUGCAGAGGGCAAUUUUUCCUCCGCACGCAUCCCAGAGGCCCCACUCAAAGGUAGACCAAGGUACCCCCCAUCUCUCAUUCCCAACAAUGUAGUGAAAACAAACACUUAGCUCUGCUUCCAAUAAAAGCCAGCCAGUGGUGGCAAGUUGGGCUGCAGACCAGGCCAGGCCACAGGUCGAAGACCUCAGAACAAGAAAAAAAAAAGCAGGAGUUAGCUGUUUUCUUAGCUGCAAAUCAGAGUCUGAUGCUCUGGUGAGUGGCGCACGAGAAGGAAAGUGGUAAAGGGUAAUGCGAUACUUCCACAUAUGCAGGGGGUGUCGAGGGAGGAGGACCAGAGACAUCCAUUACUGCAGCAUAAGUCCUAAUGAGGCUUUAAACACUACCCUCUGACCAAACAGACCCCCGACACGUGAAAAAUACAUGCUUGCAUCUCGCAUAGACUGGCGCACAAGCAAAGAGAAACACACACACGUAAAGGUGUAAGCACGUAUGGUGAAACAGAGAUUUGUGCAGACAAUCUAGGUCCAUUUUCCUCAGGUCUGGAGAGUAGAAUCAGGACAAUCUGUGCCUUAGUGGGAGGUUGCCAGGAAAGGCUGUGGGGCAAACCCAGAACCAGUCAAAUUCCUCAGUGCCCCACGGGUCAUGCUGCAAAAUAUACGAACCACAAGUGUCCCGGUUCAAGCAAUAGAUUUAGAAUUCUAUGUAUGUCCCAACAGAAACAGCAAUGUUUGUGGGUACAUCUGCAUUGUACAUCUGUUUUGGCAUCUCCUAUUUUAAACUGGAUAUCAUUGCCCCUGUUUCUUGUACAUGUUAUGACAAUAAUACAUUAUGAAACUUUUUUUUUGCAUUGAAAAAUGUACUGUUUUGUAUUUUGGGGAAGUAAAGAAAAAUAUCUUUCAAAUUCCAAGUUUGGUGGUUUUGUGGAGAGAAGUACUCGUGUCAACAUUUUAAGAGCUCGUCUGAGAUUGUUUACACACGCGGAUGGACUGACAUUUAUUUGGCUUUUUAACCAUCAGAAGCCACUUUGGAGGCAAUAAGCCUUGUCUGUCACUUAUACCUAACAAGUUUCUAGAGAAAUUAUGGCCUUGGACUAUCUAACACUACAAGCAGUGCAGUAUUAUGUUAAGGUGAAGAGAUAUACGAGCCUAAAUUAGACAGGCACGUCAAGCAGGAUUUCAUGUAGAGUCACUAUAGUGUAGUAAACUGGACUUUGAAACAGCUGCUGGGUUGUUGGCAUUCAGUGCUCUGAAGUACACAUAUAUGACAAAGAAGUGACAUUCAGUGGCUAACCAGGGUUUGUCUGCAAUUUGUCAGACUGUUCUAUACAGGCUCCU